ACAUUUUUCCCUCCUGAAUUUUGCUGCCACCAAAGAUAAAGACAAAUAGUUCGAAUGUCAGGCAUUUUGGUGCAGUAAAGAUCACUGCAUGUAUCACUGCAUGUAAAGUGUAGUGAAAUACCUCUUCCUAAAUGAAAUCUUACAUGGAAAUAAAGUGCAAAUGGGGGCACGAAACAGGAGACAAAUUAAAGCAUGCAUAGCUUACUAUUUUCAGCCUAUUGAGAUAGGUAUAGGCUAACAUCUAUGCCGCAUGAAGAAAUGAGCAAAAGACAAAUAAGCAAAAAGGGCUUAACCACAUGAAGACAACUAGAAUCAACUUUUUGACUAAACAAGAUUAGAUACCUGGCUUUUGAGCAUGUAAGCAUGGUAAACAUCAGUAAUAUCAAAUUUACAGCCUAAAAAAGGUGUUACAUGAGGGAAGACACACGCACUGAAAAAGCAGAUUACUUUCUGCACUGUCUGUGAAGGUACAAAGCCAUAGGUAAGUAAAUACUUUCAUAUAUGAUAACCAACAGAUGCUGGGAUAAAACUCAAAAAGAUUAUUCUGAGAGCUUCACCAGAAAGAUGUAGUGGUCACUUUCCUAUCAUAUGCCAAUAAAGCAAACCAAACAGCAUAAAAGGCCCUGUUACUAAGGUUUCGACAUAUGAAAAUCUACAAGAAAUACCAUGAUAUCCCUACGUGAUGUCUACCAUGUUGUGGUAGCCACUAUACCUUUAUAUGUUGUCAUGAUCUUAGCCUAUAUAUCAGUCAAGUGGUGGAAACUCUUUUCACCAGAGCAAUGCUCUGGCAUCAAUAAGUUUGUGGCGAAAUUUUCAAUACCUUUAUUGUCCUUCCAAGUGAUAUCAGGAAGCAACCUCUACAAAGUAAACCUGAAGCUUCUAUUAGCAGAUUUCAUUCAAAAAUUUCUUGCUGUGUUUCUGCUGGCAGUUUUUGCCAAACUGAAGCCAAAAGGAAGCCUGACUUGGAUCAUAACAGGUCUUUCAGUUUCCACCCUUCCAAACACCUUAAUCUUGGGGAUCCCGCUAGUAAAGGCCAUUUUUGGUGAUGCGGAAGCAGAAUUACUAGCCCAGCUAAUUGCACUGCAGAGUUUAGUUUGGUACAACCUCCUCCUACUCUUGUUUGAGCUCAAUGCAACAACAGAAUCUUAUGUGACAUCACGCUCAGAAGUAGCAGUUGAGCUAGAGGUACCUGAAGAACCAGAACCAGAAGAGGAUGGGGAGGAGGAAGCAAAAGAUAGAUCCCCAAGGAAGAAAACGAUUAUGCUAAUUCUUCUAACAGUUGGAAGGAAACUCAUAAUAAAUCCUAAUACACAUGCAACUCUGGCCGGUAUUAUUUGGUCAAGCAUACACUUCAGGUGGGGAGUCAAUCUACCAAAAGUUGUUGAACAAUCAAUAUCAAUACUUUCAGAUGGAGGGCUAGGAAUGGCAAUGUUUAGCAUAGGUGUUUUCAUGGCAUCCCAAGCUAGUAUUAUAGCAUGCGGAACGAAAAAGGCAAUAUUAGCAAUGGCAUUGAAGUUUGUGCUUGGACCUAUCCUCAUGGCAAUCUCAUCUAUUGCUGUUGGACUAAGGGGAAAAUUGUUUAAAUUGGCAAUAGUGCAGGCAGCCCUUCCCCAAGGAAUCGUUCCUUUUGUGUUUGCCAAGGAGUAUAACGUGCAUCCAACCAUCUUAAGUACAGGGGUAAUCUUUGGCAUGCUGAUUGCAAUUCCAAUUGCUUUGGCAUACUAUUUCCUGUUGGAAAUAUGAAACUCAGACAUGGUCAUGACUAUUAGCAGUUAUUCACAAAUUCAUCAAAGAUACAGUUUGCUCUUCUCUAACAACAUUCAACUGUAGAGGGAUUACAAUGAAGAAAGGACAAAAAUCUUAGCAACUAUAGAUCUUGUAUAAAAGAAUAAAGGAUGAAUGUGUUUCAUUUUAUCUUA
This is a messenger RNA of Lycium barbarum (goji berry), 1919 nucleotides long. Its product is annotated as auxin efflux carrier component 8. Gene Ontology annotation, biological process: auxin polar transport; auxin export across the plasma membrane. The record is from RefSeq and is a predicted model, not a curated record. Bases 667 to 1743 code for a protein of 358 amino acids. Gene Ontology annotation, cellular component: endoplasmic reticulum; plasma membrane. NCBI's taxonomy places the organism in Eukaryota, Viridiplantae, Streptophyta, Magnoliopsida, Solanales, Solanaceae. The transcript is spliced from 6 exons. Gene Ontology annotation, molecular function: auxin efflux transmembrane transporter activity.